ACUGGAUUUCCAUUCAGUACGAGCUUACAUCACGUAGUAGCUACACCGAUUAUAUCCAAAGCGCUUGAUAACAAAAUUGUAUCCACCGAAAUAAGUUUUGAAAUAGGCUCUUCUGCAUUUAUAAAUUUCUUUAUAUAAAUAUAUAUGUAUAUUUUUUACUGCACACGCACGCACUAAAAACGUUAAAUCGAAUCUCGUAUCGAAUCAACCGACAAAAACCAAUCUUGGCUGUUGAAUUGUUUUGCGUCAGUCUUCCGCAAUAUGAGCACAGCAGCAGCAGCAGCAGGACCAGACACCAAAGAAACAUCUCAACGCGAAUCCUUGUGUCCCCCAUCACCGGUCCACAUCGAAGUACCGACCCCACCGGCCGACUGCCUGUCCAUUGAUAAUUCGUGCCGGGAUAGCGAAAUAGGAGACGUGCCGGCCGAUAACAGCACAUACACAAAGUCCGAUCAGGUGAACGAGGCCUGUCAAACUCGCCGAGACUCGGGAAAUAAUCCCGAACUUCCCCACUCGCUGGACAAGAUGGCUGGCGUGGCCAAUGUAAAGGAGCCCCUCGGGCUCUGUCCAAACGAAGUUAAAGAAGACGCGCAGGCGUGCUCCAAACUCGAUUCUCGCAAUCCGAUCACGGGCCUUGGUCUCAACGGAGAUGGUGUUGGCGGUCUCAAGCCCAAGAAGCUCAAGAUUCGAGAGGGCAACCCCGUCACAGGCGAGGGCUACAAAGCCGGAGGCAACGACUUUCACCACCGCCAGGAGUCGUCCAAUGGCGGCACUCCGGUGAUCAACAAGAACCGCAUUCCCCCAGGCGGCUACUCGUCGGGACUCUGGUAAUGACAGCCGGAAUUGCUCAGAUCCCAGCACAAGCAAUGAGGGGCCGAUGGCGGGACGAGACACCAUAAGAAAAACCAACAAAAGCUAAAAAAAAAUCAUACUACCCAUAUAAUAUUACGCAUAACCCUACCCGCAUCCGUAUCCAAGAAAAACAGCUCAGCAAAUCGAAAGGCAGGCGGGAAAGGAUGGCCAACGAAUAAUUAAGCGAGAGAAUAACAAUUGCUCAACGAUCUGAAGAUGCAAUGAGCGUCCCAGCUGUAUACGCCGACGAGAAUUAAUCAACCACUUUUAGAGGGCGUCGUUGCACCCAAAACCUAUCACUACCAACCACCACACCACCACCACCCCAUUGCAAAUCUGUAAUUUAAAUUCCUUAGUUGGUGUAAUUCCAUGGAACGCGUGUAGUCCCCACAAAAAGAAGAACGCCCACGUUGGAGCAUCCGAUCCCCUGCCCGCUGCACUUGCAUAUUAUAUAUGAUAUUCCGGUUAGGUGGGACGCACACCUACAUUAUCACCGCGGCGGUGUGUGCGUGUGUGUGUGAGAGAGGGAGCGGGAAGCAAGGAUGCAAGCGGCGGCGGACGGAUGGGGUCCUUCAAUCACACCUGGAUUUUAUUUUAGUUGCUACUACACGCCACAUAUAUUUAUAUUUAUACCAACCGCAUUCACACGAACACUCACGAGAACACAUACAUUAUAAACAUUGUAUUACAUUACAUUAAAUAUGUAAUUUAAACGGUACGCCAGCACUUUCUAAUGUGCACGUACUAAUUAAGUGUAAAAAUACAAAAUUCAAGCGCGAAUAUUUGUUCAAUAAAAACCUUUCGUACAUAA
Drosophila teissieri is the source of this 1663-nucleotide messenger RNA. It is a transcript of the gene Jupiter, whose product is annotated as microtubule-associated protein Jupiter. The record is from RefSeq and is a predicted model, not a curated record. The transcript is spliced from 3 exons. Gene Ontology annotation, cellular component: nucleus. NCBI's taxonomy places the organism in Eukaryota, Metazoa, Arthropoda, Insecta, Diptera, Drosophilidae. The coding region runs from base 262 to 831 and encodes 189 amino acids.